Molecule: messenger RNA, 765 nt
Organism: Acanthoscelides obtectus
Lineage: Eukaryota; Metazoa; Arthropoda; Insecta; Coleoptera; Chrysomelidae
Source: the annotation of a GenBank genome assembly
GGCAAUUUGUCUUUUUGCCUGUGGCGGCGUAAAUGCUGGAGCGGGCUGUGGGGCACCCUGCGAGUUUACAAUUGUUUGAGUCUCAGUCGUCAGAAGACUAGCCAACUAUUACAAAGACCUUAUCAAAUUCAGUCUAUAGCCUGACAUGUCAUCAUGACAGCACUUCAAACCUAUAAUCUGUCACAUCAGUUGACCUGUUUUUAUGUACGCAAAAGGACUGCUACUACUUGUACUGAUAAGGGCGCUAGCAGGAGAUGCCGCUGACAAUAUAGAUACCUCCAAAAAAGGCUUAUCGUUACACGCAUUUCUGCAAUCAAAGCUGGAUGCUAUCAGGGAUGUUGUUCGAAUCAAAAAUCAUGCGAUAAGGAACCACAAAGCCAACAAAUCAACAUCUACAACACAAAAAACUACCGCCAGCGCGGAGGAUCAAGAUAUGGCGCAACUAGAGCAAGUUCUAACAAACUUCUUGAAAGCGCGAGGAAACAAGGGCAAACGAUCUAAAAGAGACAAAGGUAAGCAGAGAGCAGAAAAAUCGAGUGAGCAGCAAAAAUGGGACAACUGGUCUCAGUGGUCAAGCUGCAGCGUCUCUUGUGGUAAAGGCCGAACGAUCAGAUGGCGUCACUGCCUGGAAAGUUGCGAUGGAAUCGAGACUGAGAUGCAGGAAAGAUCUUGUCAACUACCUGCUUGCCCGCAGAAAUUAUUUGGAAUUAUUAAGCUAUGAACGGAAUUUGGUUAUAUUCAAUUCAAUAAAAUAUACUAAGAGCU